Silurus meridionalis is the source of this 1498-nucleotide messenger RNA. It is a transcript of the gene gale, whose product is annotated as UDP-galactose-4-epimerase. The record is from RefSeq and is a predicted model, not a curated record. Gene Ontology annotation, molecular function: UDP-glucose 4-epimerase activity. The transcript has 11 exons. Lineage: Eukaryota; Metazoa; Chordata; Actinopteri; Siluriformes; Siluridae. Gene Ontology annotation, cellular component: cytosol. Bases 158 to 1207 code for a protein of 349 amino acids. Gene Ontology annotation, biological process: beta-D-galactose catabolic process via UDP-galactose, Leloir pathway.
CGCAGUGGGCGUGGCUUUUGUCAAUCCGGAAGAGGUGAACUGAAGAUCUGAUUUUGGAUGGUUCUUCUAAAGUCUUGGAGAAGUUGGAGGUGAUCUCAGGUCGGUCUGGAGCUUCACAUUUGAGAUCUUUGUCAUUUCUAGAAGUCUGGCUGUCAGUAUGGUACAGAAGGUGCUGGUGACAGGGGGAGGGGGGUACAUUGGCAGUCACUGUGUGGUGGAGCUGAUUGAGGCGGGAUAUCAACCAAUCGUCAUCGACAACUUCAGCAACGCUGUCCGAGGAGAAAACGAUGUUCCCGAGAGCCUGCGCAGGAUAGAGAAGAUUCUGAACACCAAGAUUGAGUUUCAGGAGCUGGACCUUCUGGACAAACCGGGCCUGGAGAAAAUCUUCAACCAGCACUCGUUCCACGCCGUGAUGCACUUCGCCGGGCUGAAAGCAGUGGGUGAAUCAGUGGAACAGCCGCUCCGCUACUACAGAGUGAACCUCAUGGGUACCAUCAACCUGCUGGAGGUCAUGCAAGCCCAUGGAGUGCAUAAUAUAGUGUUCAGUAGUUCAGCGACGGUGUAUGGAGAUCCUCAGAAGCUCCCCAUUGACGAGCAGCAUCCGGCUGGAGGCUGCACAAACCCUUACGGCAAAACCAAGUUCUUCAUUGAGGAGAUGAUCCGGGACCAGUGCGAUGCAGAAAAGGACUGGAAUGCCGUGUUGCUCAGGUACUUCAACCCCAUCGGUGCUCACAUCUCAGGACAGAUUGGUGAAGAUCCACAGGGAAUCCCAAACAACCUUCUACCGUAUGUUGCACAGGUUGCCAUCGGGAGACGGAAACAUCUCAACGUGUUUGGAAAUGACUACAAGACGAUUGAUGGAACAGGAGUGAGAGACUACAUUCAUGUGGUGGACUUGGCGAAGGGACACAUCGCAGCCCUGAAGAAGCUGAAGGACAACUGUGGCUGCAAGGUCUAUAACCUGGGCACAGGUACUGGCUACUCUGUGUUGCAGAUGGUGAAGGCUAUGGAGAAGGCAUCAGGACGAGAAAUUGCUUAUGAGAUCGCCCCCCGGAGGAACGGAGACAUCGCCUCCUGCUACGCAGACCCUAGCCUGGCGGAGAACGAGCUCGGCUGGAAGGCUAAUUUUGGCCUAGAGAAGAUGUGUGAAGACUUGUGGCGCUGGCAAUCCCAGAAUCCCACGGGCUUCACAAACGGCAAAGCGUAAUGAAACGAAAAAAGGUGCAGACGUGACGACCAGCUGAACCGAGCCAUGAACCUCCUCCUCCUUUUAUUCUUAUACAUUUUGAACCUCAUGACACACACACAAUGCAUUUCUUAGCAGCGAUUUCUACCGGUUUAAAUUAUUAGCAAGCCAUGAUCUCUUUAACGAGUUUAUAUUCUUAUCAUUCCUCAUCGAAUUUCUAAUCAAAAUAUUAUAUAGAGCCAAUUUUUACUUUCUGUUUAUACCUGGUCAUGUUGGAGUAUAAUGAUUAAAUUAAUUCUUUUUGAAAACAAA